GGUCUAUGUUCAUAUUUGCGUUGGAAGGAGAGAAGAGCCUAGGACAUAUAUGUAUUAACUGUGCAGCUGGUCCGACUCCCGACUGCUUGAGCUCACACCAGCCGGCCUUGGAGUUGCUGGAAGGGCGCUGGCUGCAAGCUAAGAUCACCCGGAGAGCUUUAGACAUUGAUGCCUGAGGCCCAGCUGUGGAGCGAAAGUUUGCAAAGAGCUGCAGGUGACUCUAACGUGCAGCUAAAGCUAAGAACUAUUGAGCUAUAGCUCCGGGAAGACUGAAAAUUACAAAGAAUAUGAUAAAAUCCUACUUCAGGAACAAAACUACAUUUUUCCAGAGCACCGAAGAUGGAAAAGCUCCUAUACCAGCCAUGGUUCCCAGACAAUGUCCCCCUGCGUGGAUGAGGGUUUGCUUGCUGCGCCAUCCUGGCCAUCUGUGCCACUGGAAGUGCUGGCAGAGAAGUGAAACAGACUGCAAAAGCAGGAAAGGAGAAUGGGCUCUUUGCCUUGAUUUUAACCUGAUGACAUUCGAAGAUGUGGCCGUGGAAUUCACCCAGGGGGAGUGGGGGCAGCUGAACCCUGCUCAGAAGGACCUCUACAGGGAGGUGAUGCUGGAGAACUUCAGGAACCUGGCCUUUCUGGGCCUUCCAGUAUCCAAACCAUAUGUGAUCUGCCAGUUGGAGGAAGGGGGCGAGCCCUUCAUCGUGGAGAGAGAAAUCUCAACAGGGGCCUACUCAGACUGGGAGAGAAGGUCUAAAUCCAAGGAAUCAAUGCCAAGUUGGGGAAUUUCCAAAGAAGAAUUAUUCCAGGUAGUAUCAGUGGAAAAACAUAUUGAAGAUGUGCUGCAGUUCUCAAAGUUGAAAGCAGCCUGCGGUUGCGAUGGCCAGUUAGAGAUGCAGCAGAUAAAACAGGAGACACAUCUGAAACAAAUGUCAACCACUCACAAAUCUGCUACCACCCUUAGCAGAGAUUACGAAUGGAAUGGAUUUGGGAGAAGCUUAGGUUUAAGAUCAGUCCUUGUUAACCAACACAGUGUUCUAAUGGGAGAAGGGUCUUAUAAAUGUGACACCAAAUUCAGGCAGACUCCAGAGGGAAAUAACUCUCAGAGAACCCAUCCAGAGAAGAGAUCUUGUAAAUGCAAUGAAUGUGGGAAGUCCUUUCACUUCCAGUCAGAACUCCGGCGCCAUCAGCGAUGUCACACUGGAGAAAAGCCCUACGAAUGCAGUGACUGUAGAAGAGCCUUUGGUCAUAUUUCAUCCCUUAUUAAACAUCAAAGAACUCAUACUGGAGAAAAGCCCUAUGAAUGCAGUGAAUGUGGGAGAGCCUUCAGCCAGAGCUCAUCUCUUGUUCUGCACUAUAGAUUUCACACAGGAGAGAAGCCCUACAGAUGUAAUGAAUGUGGACGAGCCUUUGGCCACACUUCCUCCCUUAUUAAGCAUCAGAGGACUCAUACUGGAGAAAAGCCCUAUGAAUGCAGGGAAUGUGGGAGAACCUUCAGCCAGAGCUCCUCACUCAUUGUGCAUUACAGAUUUCAUACUGGAGAGAAACCUUACAAAUGCAAUAAAUGUGGGAGAGCCUUCAGCCAGAGUUCAUCUCUCACUCAACAUUACAGAUUUCACACUGGAGAGAAGCCCUACAAAUGUAAUGAGUGUGGAAGGGCCUUUGCUCAUACUGCAUCGCUUAUUAAACAUCAGAGAAGUCAUGCUGGGAAAAAACCCCUAUGAAUUCAGUGAAUAUAGAAGGGCUUUCAGCUGGAGUGCAGAUAUCACCAGAACUUAAAGAAUUCAUAUCAGAGAGAGAUCCUGAAGGGGUAAUGUGUGUGGGAAGACCACCUCUUGUUCCACAUCAGAAAAUAAUUACUAAAGAGAAUCCCUAUCAAUGUCAGGAGGGGGUGGGCCUCCCCUCUCUUACCAAACACAGAAGAAUCCAUACUAGUGAGAAACCACGUGAAUGCAAUGAACGUGGAAAGGCUUCGAUCAGAGGAUGCAUAUUAUUCAGCAUCAGACAGCCGACACUGGGGAGGAGGCUUAUCAGUGCAGUGAGUGUUCAGUUACAUACUGACUGUUUAAGAAAAUCAGAUAACUUGUACUGGAGAGAAAUUCUACAAGUGUGGUAAGUAUGGAAAAAUCUUUAGUUGUAUCUCUUCCUUUGCUAGGCACCAAGAACACAUACUAGAGAGAGGCCCUAUGAAAGCAGGAAAUAGAGGAAGGGCCUUCAGUCAGAGCUCAUCCCGUAUUAAGCAUCAGAAAAUUCAUACCUGAGAAAAACCUGUGAAUGUGGGCAUGUGGGAGCACCUUCCGCCAAACCUCAUUGCUUUAUAAGCCCCUUAGAACUCUCCCUACUAGCUGGAAACUCUGGUAAUGUGAUGAGCGUGGGAAAGGCUUUCAUGGAUGUUCCACAAAAACACGUUAGAGAAUUUGUACAUUAGAGAAUUUGUGCCAGAGCAACUCUUCAAAUUUAGUGAAACUGGGAAAACCCACUAGUACAGUUCAAACCUCAGUAUUCACCUCAGAGAGAAACCCUGGGAACAUGAUGAAUGUGAGGAAAGUUCCUUUCCAGGUUGAGAUGUAUGAAACUAGAGCUGAAAAGAAGCUGAGAAAUGACCUUGUCUGGUGAUUUUUUGCCUGGUGGGGCCAUUUGUAUAACCACACUUGUGCAUUGCCUCCUCAUGCUGUUACUGACGGGGCAGGGUGCCAUGCAUGGUGCAGAGGAUGGAGGCUGAGAAAGGUAGACGGCUACCCGUGAUCUAGCCCAGUCGUAGUUUAGAGCUAAUGAAACUGAUGUUCAAAAAGCGACAGGCUGGGCCUCUUUCCUGUGGUUCACAGCUGUAGCGUGGAGAUUAGUAGACUGGACCUUUCCAGCACAACACCUCCAUGCACUGCUUUCUCUGUAGCACAUGUUACCUUUCUUUGUGAGGCAAUGGAGCGGUCUAGGAUUGAACAAAAAGCAAUUUUCAUUACAUCUUUAUGCUAAUAGAUUUGGAAUUUUUGAAGUGAAAUGAAACCUUGUUUAAACAUUAAAAUUACUAAAAUAUGGGUACAUUACACACAAUCCAGAUCUCAAACACGUGAUUCUAAGUGAAAGAAGGCAGAUGUCAGAGACCGCGUAUUUUCUAGUACCAUUUUAGGAAAUGUCCAGAAAUGGCAGAUCUUCAGAAACAAAGUAACUGCAAAUGUUACAAGGAAUCUUUUCGGGGUGAUGAAAAUGUUCCAAAACUAUAUGGUGGUGAUGGUUGAAUAAUUUGGUAACUUCACUAAAAAUCAUUGAAUUGUUCACUUUAUAUGGGCAGAUUUAUGGCAAAUAUACUUCAAUAAAAUCAGUUUUCAAAAUCAAAUUUACAGAUAUACCAACCAUUGCUAAACAAAUGUUCCUGUUUUGUUUGUUACUUCAAACCAUCUGUGCAUUUUUGGUGUCACUUUCUAUUUUCUAUAACAGUUACCCCUGCAUGUACUGGGUCUCAGAACCUUGUCAGACUCUUCUUUAGAGUCCCUGCGAUGUUGGCUCGGUAACCCAGGUGGGGAAGCCUAGACCAGGAGCUGGUGUAGACCGAAGGAUACUUGCCUAAUAGGAUUAGCCUAUACCGAGGGAAAUCCUUCAACUAUUUAAAGUCCAGAGGAGGAACUUGAGCCCAGAAUUCAGGGAAGCAGCACAAAGCGGGCCCAUGCAGACAGGCUGGGUCUAAGAGUCCACAAGGUUGGCCAGGGCAGGCAGGAUGCACGGGGGCAUCUGGAUCUGGAAGUACUUGGACAACUGAGGUUGAGAUGCCAGUCUUGGAGCCCAAAAAUCACACAGAAAUUUCUUCCCAGACAGCCAAGGUUUACGGGAGCAGAAAUAGCAAAUAUUUUCUUGCUCCAUCUCUCCCUUUUUUCCCAGUGCUCUUUUCUGUACCUACCCAGAUCACUUUAUACCUGGACAUCUGUCACAAUUUUGUAACUGGUCUUUGUCCAAACUCUGUUCUUCUCUUGUAUCCUUGCCAUGUUAACCAUACUCACCAGUUUGAACCCAGUGUCCUGCCCUCCAAAAAUCCUUUGCACUUCCUCCAAGAUAAAUCCUCACCCCCGUGUGUGGUAUACAAUGUCCUCUUUAGGCUGCCCCAACCUCCUGCCGCUCCUGACAGAAGCCUCCGUUGCACACAAACGCUGUCUUAUCAUCCCUCAGACAUGCCUUUCUACUUCUCAGCCUGUAAACCUUUACCUUACUGUUCCAUCAGCCUGGGGCACCUUUUCUACCUACGUGAAGCCUACGUAAUCAGUCAGAAACCCGUGUAACUUUCCCUUCCUCGGGGAGGUGUUCUCUUGGAAACUGAUAUGAAGUCGUAUCUUACCAUCUGUGAUCAUAAACCUUUGUUCGCAUAAGUUUUUUAAAAUGGAUGAUAUCUAGACUUGUGGUAAAUCUUAUCACUGUCUUGAUCUAUUGAAAUAAUUUUUAUCACUUUACCACUUUCUUAUUUCCUGAACCAGCUGACAACAGAAAAAGUCAAAUGGUAAAAUAUUUUAAGAGAUUUGUUCUGAGACAAAUAUGACUGACCUGUAGGCAUAGUUGACCAGCAUUUGCCUUAAAACAGAGACCUUACGACAAACAAAAACAGACUCUUUGUAGCAAUAACAACAUGACAGUAAGCCCUGAGAGAAAUCAAAGGGUUUUACUCCAAAAUAGAUUUCUCUUAAGUCUGAUAAGAAACCAGUCUGACAGAGCCCCAGGAGAUCCUGAGAACAUGUGCCCAAAGUGGCUCUUGUCAGGAGCAGCAGCAGGUUGGCGCAGCCUAAAGAGGACAUUGUAUACCACACACGGGAGUGAGGAUUUAUCUUGCAGGAAGGGCAAAGGAUUUUUGGAGGGCAGGACCCUGGGUUCAAACUGGUGAGUAUGGUUAACAUGGCAAGGAUAUGUGAGAAGAAGAGACAGUUGUGCUGUCAGGCUACAGCUUGGUUUCAUACAUUUUUACAUUUUAGGGGAAUGUCAGACAUCGAUACGUGUAAGAUUUACAUUGGUUCGAUAGAGAAAGGCAGGACAACUUGAAGCUGGUGGGGAAGGGACAGGGACAGAGGGAGGGCCUUCCAGGUUAUAGGUGGAUUCAAAGAUUUUCUGAUUGGCAGUGGGUUUGUCCAAAGACCUGGAAUCAAUAGAAGGGAAUGUCUGGGUUAAGGUAAGGUGUUGUGGAGACCAAGGUUCUUACUAUGAGAUGAAGCCAGAAGGUAGCAGGCUUCAGAGAGAGUAGAUUGUAAAUGCUUCUUAUCAGACUUCAGAGAAAUUUAUUUUAGGGUAAAACACUUAGAUUUCUCUCAGGGCCUGUUAUCUGUCGUGUUACCUUUUGUUACAAAGAGUCUGUUUGUGUCGGCCUUAAGGUCUCUGUUUUAAAGUUAAUGCUGGUCCACUGUGCCUGAAUGAGAGGAAGGUAUAAUGAGGUAUGUCUGACCACCCAUUCCCAUCAUGGCCUGAACUAGUGUUUCAGGUUUACUUUAGAAUGCUCUUGGCCAAGCAGAAGGGUCCAUUCAGUUGGUUGUUGCUUAGAAUUUUAUUUUUGACUUACGCAGACUGUCAGCUGCUUCGUGUCACAUCUCACGCUUCUCUUGUGUUGCCCAGUUUUCUCAGUGCUUCCGGCUGCAUGUUUUUGUACUAGAUGAAAAGCCUUCUUUCUAGAAAACUACCUGUUAAAUAUUUCUUUAGAAAAAUGUAA
Molecule: messenger RNA, 5665 nt
Organism: Macaca mulatta (Rhesus monkey)
Lineage: Eukaryota; Metazoa; Chordata; Mammalia; Primates; Cercopithecidae
Gene: ZNF514
Product: zinc finger protein 514
Biological process (GO): regulation of transcription by RNA polymerase II
Cellular component (GO): nucleus
Molecular function (GO): RNA polymerase II cis-regulatory region sequence-specific DNA binding; DNA-binding transcription activator activity, RNA polymerase II-specific
Source: RefSeq, a predicted model, not a curated record